Messenger RNA from Pungitius pungitius (ninespine stickleback), 2384 nucleotides. Its product is annotated as N-acetyllactosaminide beta-1,3-N-acetylglucosaminyltransferase 3-like. Bases 104 to 1243 code for a protein of 379 amino acids. Gene Ontology annotation, cellular component: Golgi membrane. The transcript has 2 exons. The record is from RefSeq and is a predicted model, not a curated record. Lineage: Eukaryota; Metazoa; Chordata; Actinopteri; Perciformes; Gasterosteidae. Gene Ontology annotation, molecular function: hexosyltransferase activity; UDP-glycosyltransferase activity.
CAGCGGGGCGCACGCCGCCGCUCACUGAACAACGGUCACUGGAGCCGCAGAGAGCCAGGAAACCUCUACUUUUAACCGUAAGCAGGCUACAUUUAGAGUUUCAAUGAUGAGAUGGAAAAGUGCAAGAUUUUUCCUGCUGGUGGGAUUUCUUGGCUUGUUGGUACUUCAUCUCUGUAAAGAUUUUAUGCACCACAAAAACAUCAACCUCAACCUAGAUGUGAGAGAAGAUGACAUUAAAAUAAGGCAUCCCACCGGAAAUAACUCCUAUGCGUACUCUUGGAAAAGAUGUUCACGAAAUACGUCUGCUGCGAACAUUACAGGGUUCAGCUCACUAUCGGAUGAAAUAAAAGACUUUCUCUAUUAUCGACACUGUCAACAUUUCCCAAUGCUACUCGACCUUCCUGACAAGUGUGGAGGAGUUGAUAAAUCUGCAGAAGUCUUCCUUCUACUCGUGAUUAAAAGUUCUCCUGUGAACUACGAGCGCCGAGAGGUGCUGCGGAAAACCUGGGCUAAAGAAAGGUUACACAAUGGCGUGGGGGUCCGAAGAAUCUUCCUCUCAGGAACGAUGGAUACUGGAUUUGAGAAAGCAAGACUAAACAAACUACUUGAGCUGGAGCAACGAGAGUACAGCGACAUCCUCCAAUGGGACUUUAAUGAAAGGUUCUACAACCUCACCUUGAAACAGGUACUCUUCCUUCAGUGGAUGGAGAGAAACUGUCCUAAUGUUCGCUUCCUGUUAAAUGGUGAUGAUGACGUUUUUGCCCACACAAACAACAUGGUUGUGUAUCUCCAAAGCCUCAAGGACAACGACGGAGGCAAGCACCUCUUUACUGGCCAUCUGAUCCAGAAUGUGGGGCCCAUUAGAGCCUCAUCGAGCAAGUAUUUUAUCCCCGUUCAGGUACAAGAGUCAAACUCGUAUCCCCCCUACUGUGGUGGCGGGGGCUUCCUGUUGUCUGGCUUCACAGCUUCCGUCAUAUACAAAAUGUCCAAGUCCAUUACUCUUCUCCCCAUUGAUGAUGUUUACAUGGGGAUGUGUCUGGCCAAAGCAGGACUGAGUCCUUCUUCUCAUAUGGGUGUGAAGACGUCAGGACUGUACAUUCCCUCCAGGAAACUAGAUGGAUACGAUCCUUGUUAUUAUAAAGAGGUUUUACUAGUACACAGAUUCCUUCCAACUAACUUGUACCUUAUGUGGAACAGAAUAAAUGAUCCCAAUCUGAAAUGCAAUACCCAGCUAAAAUUAUGAGGGUGAUAAUGUAUACUGAUUCGUACACAGUAUUACAGAAAUAUUGUGAAAAAUCAAUUGUGCCUGUAUAUUUGCAUUCAAUGCACCUUAAACAGAAACCACUGUCAGUUACAGAUUGGAGGAAUAAAUGCCUCAAUGGAACUUUUUAAAUACUCAAUGUAUUCAUUCAGUGAUAACCAAGGAUCUUAAUCUAAACAAGGGAAUGUAAAAACACUAUGCCUCGAAAACAUUGGUCUCUUAAAUAUGUACAGAAUAAUCAAAAUGUUUAUGCUGCCACAAAGUGGUCAUACUCCAUAUUGUUGUUUCCUCAUUACAGGCUUUGAGAUGAAAAUAUGAACUGCAUAUAUAAAAUACUUUUUUAUAAAAUGUGCCAAAACAAUGUUGGUGUACAUGUGUUUUUAAGACCUUUACAGAGCUCAACUCAUGUAUACACAUAGUGAAUAAAAUAGCCCUGUGCACAGCUUUAAACCACCAUUAAGUUUUUGCAAGUGAAUGUGCAGCACAGAUUAAGGACACAGAACCUAUUUGCAUAAUUCUGCUGGCUCGUAUGAAAUUCUCAUUUGAGAAUGAGAAAAGAGAGUUACCCUACUGACCUAAGAGCUUGUUGUAUUUAUUCACUCUUUAAUUUACUGUAUUAGUAAAUUUUACCCAUUAGCUGAAGCCUUAUCGGGCACCAAUCUUCGUAAGGUUCACUGUUGCUCUUAUUAAAAAAAAAACUCUCAGUAACCAAAGGAGCUGUGUUUCUUUCUCCAAAGUUACUGUGCAAAAGCACCCACCACAUAAUUAUUAUCUAGUACUCGGCCAUUGACCAGGCCAGUAUCUUAGUAUCUCCUCCAUGUUGCUUUACCCUUAUCCUUUAACUUAACGUCAUUUUCUUUAUUUCUCUUGUUUUUUUAAGAUGUCAGUUCCUGGUCUACCUUUUGAAUUAAUGAUAAACUCUUGCCAAUAUGAGUUGCAUAUUAAUGUUGUGGAUUUUAGCACCGUUAGGUUAGUACAUUAGGUUAGUAAUAAUGUUGUAUGGCCAAGAACAACACAAAUAUUCUGUUGGGCGCUAAACAUAUACACUGUCAGUGUACAGUAUAUGUAGUCAGUGUAGAUUUCUGUGAGUGCUUCCGUCCAGAGACAACGUAAGAGGAAAUAC